This is a messenger RNA of Closterium sp. Yama58-4, 396 nucleotides long. The record is from the annotation of a GenBank genome assembly. NCBI's taxonomy places the organism in Eukaryota, Viridiplantae, Streptophyta, Zygnematophyceae, Desmidiales, Closteriaceae.
AUGCAGCGGUUCCGCUCUGGUGGCGGAGCUAGAGGUGGUGGAGGCACUGUGACUGGAGGUACUGGUGCUGGAGGCACUGGAUCUGUAGGUCCUAGUGCUGGUGGUGCUGGUGCUGGAGGCGCUGGUGCUGGCGGUGCCGAUGCUGGAGGUGGAGGUACUGGUGCUGGAGGCGCUGCAUGUGGAGGUAAUCGUGCUAGAGGCACUGGAGCUGGAGGUGCUGGAGCUGGAGGCGCUAGAACUGGAGGUACUGGCGCUGGAGGUGCUGGAGGCGCUGGAUCUGUAGGUCCUGGUGCUGGAGCUAUUGGAGCUGGCGGUGCUAGAGGCACUGGAGCUAAAGGUACUGGUGCUGGAGGUACUGGAGCUGGAGGUGCUGGAGGUGCUGGUGCUGGAGUCUAA